AUGGAUUUGAGUCGUCUCAUUAGUACGGUCGAUCCGGAUUCAGAAAUCCUACUCCUUCAUGAAGUAAACUCAGAAGAGACACUCGAUAAUUUUAGUGCGAGCAUAGAGCAAUUGAAAGCGCGAUUUGAGAAACUAACUGUAUUUGCUCCAAAAGACAAACAAAUUGAGGUAGACAUCAAAGAGAAAAUAUAUGAUGCUGUUAUCAUUGUUACAUUUGGUGCUGCGCUUGAGCGCUUACUCCAAUUGGCUUUUCUAGCAGCGAAGCCUAAUUCUACCGUGAGAGUAAUUGUGCGAAACGAUGAUGAAGCAAAAGUUUUACGGGAAAUUAAGCUAGCUGGAUUUCUGCAUGCCAUGAAAGUUCAUAAUGACGUAUGGAGAGCAUAUGAUUGCGAAAAGCCAAAUGUGACUGUGGGUGCUACAGUGCCUCUGAAAUUAUCGCCCUCAAAUAAGAAAGCGAAUAUUUGGAACAUAGAUGUGAACGAUGAUGACUUGAUUGAUGAAGACGCACUGUUACAGGAAGAAGAUUAUGCUAAACCUACUACGGCAAUGGCAAAAGAAAAUCUCAAAGGAAAUUUCAACUCUUCGGGUGAAGUGAAGAAAAGAAGACCAUGUAAAAACUGUACCUGUGGCUUGGCUGAGAUAAUAGAGUCUGAAAAAGUCACAGCGCAAAUAAAACCUGACAAGUCAUCAUGUGGGAAUUGCGGUCUUGGCGAUGCAUUCCGCUGUUCAACCUGUCCAUAUUGGGGCUUGCCGCCUUUCAAACCUGGAGAAAGCGGGAUCAAACUGGAAACAGUCGAUGACGUUUGA
Molecule: messenger RNA, 807 nt
Organism: Cercopithifilaria johnstoni
Lineage: Eukaryota; Metazoa; Nematoda; Chromadorea; Rhabditida; Onchocercidae
Source: the annotation of a GenBank genome assembly